AUGUAUUUGUCCAUCAAGUUGAAAAAGAUGACAUCAAGUCGGAGGCAUCAUCUGAAGAGCCUGAUGCUGUCGAUCGCCAAAGACCUGCUGGAGGCUGAGGCAGCUGAGGCAGUGGAGGAGAGGAACAGGUACAUGGAGGAGAACUGCCCCGCCCUGUCCUUACCUGACUCCAUACAGGAGCUGCAGGAACUCUGCAAGAAGCUCCACCAGAAGAUUGAUACGGUUGAUGAGCAGAGAUACGACAUGGCGAGCAAAGUCGGCAAGUGUGACAAAGAGAUUGAGGAUCUGAAAAUGAAAGUGCAGGACCUGAAGGGCAAGUUCAAGAAGCCAGCUCUGAGGAAAGUGCGUAUGUCUGCUGAUGCCAUGCUGCAAGCUCUGCUGGGCUCCAAACACAAGGUCAACAUGGACCUGAGGGCCAACCUGAAACAGGUCAAGAAGGAGGUCAAAGAGGAGGAAAAGGAAGCUAUUGGUGACUGGCGUAAGAACAUUGAGGAUAAGGCUGGCAUGGGUGGCAGGAAGAAGAUCUUUGAGGCAGAGGCCUAAAUCAACCUCCAUUGCUGGACUAUAUAUUUUCUGAUUAUUUGACAAUGAACCAAGUUGGAUUGUUGGUAUAUUUGUAUUACUGCUGGCCAGAUGUCCCUCCAUUUCAGCUUCAUUCAUUUCCUGUGACAUAUACAGCAGAUAGUAACAAAAGGCAGAUGUAUGGAACAAAUGUUACUAUUUUGCAAAUUUAUACAGUAC
Messenger RNA from Conger conger (European conger), 741 nucleotides. RefSeq names its product troponin I, fast skeletal muscle-like. Gene Ontology annotation, cellular component: troponin complex. The transcript is spliced from 6 exons. The record is from RefSeq and is a predicted model, not a curated record. NCBI's taxonomy places the organism in Eukaryota, Metazoa, Chordata, Actinopteri, Anguilliformes, Congridae. Bases 1 to 543 code for a protein of 180 amino acids. Gene Ontology annotation, biological process: muscle contraction.